AUGGGAGAGGCUGCGAUCCGUACGAUCGUCGAAGCGAUUCACUCAUCUCCGACGCAGGCCGUCGUGUAUCUUUCCGGCGGCGCCUCCGUGGCUUUAGGUUGGUUGAUGUCGGUUCCCGGAGCUUCGAACACGCUUCUCGAAGCGGUGGUUCCGUAUUCGAGGAUAUCCAUGGUUCAAUUACUCGGCCGGGUUCCGAGCCAACACUGUAGCCAAGAAAUGGCGAGCGAGAUGGCUUUGCUAGCCUAUAACCGUGCGGUUAAGCUGUCUAGACCAGGAUUGCCGGUGAUUGGUGUGGGUUUUACGGGAGCAUUAGCAACUUCUCCUCCAAAGCGUGGUGAUCACAGGUUCUUCUUGUCGAUGAGAGCAUCUGACCGGAUCUGGGAGACUUCAGUUACUCUAACAAAGAACCUACGAACCCGACAGGAAGAAGACAAUGUGGCAAGCUGUGUUCUGAUUCAGGCUAUGGCCAAGGCAUGCCAAGUUUCUGGGGCACUUGCCUCUGGCUUGACCGACUCUGAGGUGCCUGAUGAGUCGUUAACCGAGUUUACUGAAGAACAAGAACUAGAGCAGCUUAUAAAUGGAAAACUGAGCUCUAAGAUUUAUCCAUUUUCUGGGGGAAAGACGGUGAUAGUUUCAAACCAGCCAUACUUCUACAAGAAAGCUGAACUCUUCCCAGGAAGCAGCUUUGUAAUUGGCGCUGACACUGCAGAAAGGCUUGUUAAUGAUCUUGAGUCGUUGCAGCCAAAGUACUACGAAGGAAGCAAGAAAAGGAUGUUGGAGGUACUUGGUGAUUGCAAGCGAACAGGCUGCAGGUUCCUUGUUGGUGGUCGCGAAGUAGAUGGUGUAUUUAAGGUUCUGAAAGAUAUUGAUAUUCCGGAGAAGAUAAGUGACAUGUUUAUCUCCAUUCCAGAGGAAAAAUUCCGGAUGAAUAUAUCCUCAACAGAGAUAAGAAAAAAACGUGAACUUACUAAAUAA
Messenger RNA from Thlaspi arvense, 975 nucleotides. The record is from the annotation of a GenBank genome assembly. NCBI's taxonomy places the organism in Eukaryota, Viridiplantae, Streptophyta, Magnoliopsida, Brassicales, Brassicaceae.